Messenger RNA from Portunus trituberculatus (swimming crab), 1146 nucleotides. Its product is annotated as ninjurin-1-like. Gene Ontology annotation, biological process: cell adhesion; tissue regeneration. Gene Ontology annotation, cellular component: membrane. NCBI's taxonomy places the organism in Eukaryota, Metazoa, Arthropoda, Malacostraca, Decapoda, Portunidae. The record is from RefSeq and is a predicted model, not a curated record.
CCGUGACUGUGUGUGUGCAGGAGCUCACUGGUUGACGCGACGCCCGAGGGGUAACACACCCGCCGAUCCCCUCUCCCUUCCCUCACUCACCGUGCUUCCCUUUCCCUUGCCCUCAACCCUCAUGCACCGCUGUCCCCGCCCUGUCCCUUCGCCUCCCUACUGAAGGCGUCCCGAGCAGUGCAUCACGUGCCUCCUCACCUAUACUCAAGGAACACGUGUGGGUCGAGCCUCAAAGUUCUUCCCUCAAGGUAGGAAGGGGAACCUGUCUGCCCCUGGUGGAUGACUGACCGGCUCUUCACUCCGACCUACACCGUGGAGGGAGUUGAGUAUAACGCUAAGAACGGCGUCUCACUAAACAACAGAAUGGAACCGCCGUCUGUCACUACUGUGGGUGUGGGCAAGGGUUUGGACGCCAACCAGUAUGCGACCAAGAAGACUGUGGCGCAGGGCAUGCUGGACGUGGCCCUGCUCACUGCCAACGCCUCGCAGCUCAAGUACGUGCUGACCAUCGGCGAGGCACACGAGUUCUACCACAUCAUGCGGCUCAUCAUCACCUCCCUCGUGCUGCAGCUGCUUGUCGGAAUACUCUCGCUCUCCCUGUCUUUCCUGCGGGACUGUCGCCUGCACCUGAAGGACUACCACACCUCUGCCAACGUGCUCAGCCACAUCAACCUGGUCUCCGUCUUCGUCAUCGCCUCCCUCAACGUGAUCAUCAACGGCUUUGGAGUGAUGCCUAACACUUCCCAGAUUAUUCGCUCCGUGAUUGUGUGACGCGCUCUCGAGAAACUCAACCCACUUCAGACCUACUCCUUGUUCGUCUUUACUUAAUAAUGCCCUUAGGUUUAACUCCUUUAGUACUGGAACACAUUUUUAACAUGAGUUUUGGGUGUGAUUAGACGAUUUUAUUUACAUUAGGAAAGGUCUAUGGAGGUCGGAAGAUUAAUGGUCAGUCUUCACUAUUUUAAUUUCCCCCCGAAGCUGUAUAAAAUCAGCAACUAGUAACCACUUUUUGAAUAUGGAAACGCGUCAUGGUACUGAAGGGGUUAAGCAAAAGAAUAUUCCUUUUUGUAGUCGCCCUGGCUUAUUCAAUUACUGUACAUUCCCCCUAAGAACAUAUUAUGAAUUGUGAAGAAAAACUCAACUCGA